Molecule: messenger RNA, 327 nt
Organism: Purpureocillium lilacinum
Lineage: Eukaryota; Fungi; Ascomycota; Sordariomycetes; Hypocreales; Ophiocordycipitaceae
Source: RefSeq, a predicted model, not a curated record
AUGCUGCGGAUAGUCUCGACUGUGGAGUUUAAUAUCAAAUUCCUGCGCCUACUUUGUAGAUUAUGUUGCCAAGCACAGGCGAACGUGAAGUCAUCAGGCUCGCUUGGGAGUCUGGGACCAGCAGUUUUGCGGCGGCCAGCGUCGAUGGUCGACCCAGAUGUGAUACAAACCCACGAGUUAAAUAUUAUCUACGCCUAUUUGACUCACCAGAGGACCAUGGGACGACGGCGAUGCGCUCAGUUCACAGUCGCCUCCUGUCGCGUGAAAAUCGCGGGUUCGGUGCGUUGCUGCCUUGAUGGGUGGGCUCGCGCAAUUCGGUUCAUAUAA